Fusarium pseudograminearum CS3096 is the source of this 2415-nucleotide messenger RNA. RefSeq lists its product as uncharacterized. The record is from RefSeq and is a predicted model, not a curated record. Lineage: Eukaryota; Fungi; Ascomycota; Sordariomycetes; Hypocreales; Nectriaceae. The coding region runs from base 1 to 2415 and encodes 804 amino acids. Gene Ontology annotation, molecular function: polygalacturonase activity. The transcript has a single exon.
AUGGGGCUCUCGACUAUUGUCACCGCCUCCAUUUUGGCCAUGCGCCUCUUUACUCUCCCGGCUUCAGCUGCUCCCCAGGCCGCGAUUCCUGUUCCGGCGACUCCUGAAUACAGCGCUCCUGUUACUCCUGAGUACAGUGUUCCGGCGGCUCCUGAGUACAGCGCUCCUGUUGCUCCCGCCGCUGCUGGAUCCUGGUGGAUGUCCUCCAUCAAGCGUCAAGGUGCCGUUGCCUACGGCAAUUCCGCUAAUUACAAGAUUUUCCGCAACGUCAAGGACUACGGUGCCAAGGGUGAUGGAAGCUCCGAUGACACCGCGGCCAUCAACGCCGCAUUCUCUGAUGGCAGUCGUUGCGGCAAGGGCUGUGACUCUACCACCGUCACUCCCGCUCUUGUUUACUUCCCUCCCGGUACCUAUGUCGUCUCCAAGCCUAUCCUGCCUUACUACUACACUCACAUGAUUGGUGAUGUCAACAAUCUCCCCGUCCUCAAGCCCACUGCCAACUUUGAGGGUAUGGCUGUCAUCGACGUCGAUCCCUACAACAACGACGGUUCCAACUGGCACACCAACCAGAACAACUUCUUCCGCCAGGUUCGCAACUUCAAGAUCGACCUCACUGGUAUGCCCAAGAGCUCCGGCACCGGUAUCCACUGGCAGGUUGCUCAAGCCACCUCUCUUCAGAACAUUGUCUUCCAGAUGAUCGAGGACCCUAGCGAGGACAACAAGCAGCAGGGUAUCUUCAUCGACAACGGCUCCGGUGGCUUCAUGACCGAUCUCACCUUCAUCGGUGGUAGAUAUGGUGGUUUCUUCGGCAGCCAGCAGUUCACCAGCCGCAACAUGACCUUCCGCAACUGCCAGACUGCUGUUUACAUGAACUGGAACUGGCUGUGGACCCUCAACGGCCUCGACAUCUCCGGCUCCAAGGUCGCUAUUGACAUGACCGCUGGCGGAGGCGUUCAGAACGUUGGCUCCAUCCUCCUUACCGACAGCAAGAUCGCCAACACUCAGGUUGGCAUUCUCUCCAACUACGACCCUGCCCAGCCUGGUACCAACGGUACCCUCAUCAUUGACAACGUCGACAUGUCUUCCGUUCCUGUCGCUGUUAAGAACGGUGGUACCAGUGCUACCAUUCUCGCUGGCAACACCAAGAUUGCUUCCUGGGUUCAAGGUCGCGCCUACACUGGUGGCAACGGCGAGGCUGUCCAGGCCACACAGACUCCUAUUGAGAAGCCCAAGGCUAUCCUCGAUAGCAACGGCAAUAUCGUCACCAAGAGCAAGCCUCAGUACAACGGUGUUCCCGCCUCCAGCUUUGUUUCCGUCAAGUCCAAGGGUGCCAAGGGUGAUGGUAAGACCGACGAUACUGCUGCCAUCCAGGCUGUCUUUGAUGGCGUCCAGGAGGGACAGAUUGUCUACUUUGACCACGGCGCCUACGUCAUGACCGACACUGUCAAGGUUCCCAAGAACAUCAAGAUUGUCGGCGAGAUCUGGCCCCUCAUCAUGGCCGGUGGCGACAAGAACUUCAAGGACCAAGCCAACCCCAAGCCUGUCUGGCAAGUCGGCGAGUCUGGCGAUGUCGGCAACGUCGAGAUCCAGGACCUCAUGUUCGAGACCCUCGGACCCCAGCCCGGUGCCAUUCUUAUGGAGUUUAACGUUGCUGGUGAGACUCCUGGUUCUGCCGGUCUCUUUGACGUCCACUUCCGCCUCGGCGGCUCUGCUGGUACUCAACUCCAGUCCGACACCUGCAAGAAGACUCCCAACGUCAAGACCGAACCCAAGCCCGAGUGCAUGGGUGCUUUCAUGCUGUUCCACAUGACCAAGGAUUCAAGCUGCUACCUCGAGAACACCUGGUUCUGGGUUGCCGACCACGAGCUCGACCGUUCUGACCACUCUCAGAUCAACCUCUACAACGGCCGUGGUGUCCUGAUUGAGAGCACCAAGGGUGCCUGGCUGUGGGGUACCGCUUCCGAGCACAGUGUCCUCUACAACUACCACCUCCAAGAUGCCGCCAAUGUCUACAUGUCGCUCAUCCAGACCGAGACCGCCUACAUGCAGGGCAACCCUGAUGCCACUGUCCCCUUCACUGUCAAUGCCAAGUACCACGACCCUGACUUCAAGGCCACUUGCACUGGCAACUCCAAACGAUGCGCCCGCACUUGGGGUGUCCGCGCUGUCGGCUCCAAGGAUAUCUUCAUCUUUGGUGGUGGUCUUUACAGUUUCUUUGACAAUUACGAUCAGGUCUGUGUCGGCGAGAACAACUGUCAAGACAACAUGAUCAGCAUCGAGAGCUCCAAGGUGCACCUUUACGGUAUCAGCACCAAGGCCAGUGUCAGCAUGGUCAACGUCGAAGGCAAGCCUGUUGCCCUGGACAAGGACAACCGCAACAACUUUUGCGCGGCCAUUGCCCGCUUCUCUUCGUAG